Fulvia fulva is the source of this 921-nucleotide messenger RNA. RefSeq names its product Peroxygenase. The record is from RefSeq and is a predicted model, not a curated record. The transcript has a single exon. Lineage: Eukaryota; Fungi; Ascomycota; Dothideomycetes; Mycosphaerellales; Mycosphaerellaceae. Gene Ontology annotation, molecular function: calcium ion binding; monooxygenase activity. The coding region runs from base 1 to 921 and encodes 306 amino acids.
AUGCCGCUGAACAAGACCAUCUCAGAGGUCGAUAGGGCCAUUUCGACAGCAAUGGAAGGCUUGCCAGAUAAGAUUCACGGCGAGCAUGUCUCCAAUGGCAAUACGCAGGCGGCACGCUUCAAGACUCGAGAGGUCUACUCGCCGGACGAGCAGUUCGCUGUCAUGCUGGAGACCGUCCCAGUGACCACCGAGAGAGUGCCGUACUUACCUUCGAACGACUCACAACUUCGAGACGCAGGCACGGCCAGAGCCAACAUCGCCGCCUCACAGGAAGCUCCCCACGGCACCACGGAGGCUCACUGGGCCGAGAAGCAUCAGAAGCAGAGCGUACUGCAGCAGCACUGUGCAUACUUCGAUCAAGAUGGCGAUGGUGUAAUAUGGCCCUCGGACACCUACAACGCGUGCCGCAAGUGGGGCUGGCACAUCUUCCUCGCAGCAUUGGCUACCUUCAUCAUCAACUUCAAUCUCAGCUAUCCCACCUCACUGUCCUGGAUCCCCGACCCCUUCUUCCGCAUCUGGAUCACCAACAUCCACAAAGACAAGCACGGUAGCGACUCCAUGUCAUACGACAACGAGGGACGAUUUCGCUCGCAGAACUUGGAGGACAUGUUCGCCAAGUACAAUCGCGGAAACAAAGGAGGUUUGGAUGUGGGAGAUCUUCUGCGGAUGCACAAGGGACAGAGGAUGGUGCUGGACUUCUUCGGUCAGACUGCUACGAUCCUCGAGUGGCUUGCUGUGUAUCUUCUGCUGUGGCCAGAGGAUGGCAUUCUGAGGAAAGAGGAUGUUAGAAGAGUGUUUGAUGGAAGCAUCUUCCAGCGCAAGGCAGAUGAGUAUGCCAAGAAGAAGCGGAUGGGACAGUUGAGAAAGGCGCACAUUGACGGCCCCGUCAGGCACUUCAAGCGACUGCUUUGGGAGAAGUGA